AUGGCCUUUGGAGGAGCCUUCUGUUCGGGUGUCACAUUCAGCAUCACGUCAGCCCCUUCCAUGUCGACAAAGAUUGACGCUCUAGCCCUUAAGGUCGCCAACACCGAUUGCGAGUUUUGCGGGUCGCCGAGCGGGGGCUACGACGCGUCCCUUUCGAGCACGUACGAGGCCGAUGGGUCGCCUUUCUCCAUCCAGGGCACAUACGACUACACGGUAUUGACAGGAGGUCGCGGGGCGUGGUGCGGCAUGGAGCGCCCCGCACACACCCGUACAAUCUUGAGACUUGAAUCAUGGCCCUGUUCCGCAGGCACUAUGCAUACGUAG
Ectocarpus siliculosus is the source of this 324-nucleotide messenger RNA. NCBI's taxonomy places the organism in Eukaryota, Phaeophyceae, Ectocarpales, Ectocarpaceae. The record is from the annotation of a GenBank genome assembly.